Cladophialophora yegresii CBS 114405 is the source of this 1134-nucleotide messenger RNA. RefSeq lists its product as uncharacterized. Gene Ontology annotation, biological process: transmembrane transport. The transcript has 5 exons. The coding region runs from base 1 to 1134 and encodes 377 amino acids. Gene Ontology annotation, molecular function: transmembrane transporter activity. Lineage: Eukaryota; Fungi; Ascomycota; Eurotiomycetes; Chaetothyriales; Herpotrichiellaceae. The record is from RefSeq and is a predicted model, not a curated record.
AUGCCUUCGCACUCAAAGCUGGACACCGGCUGGACCUCCGCCGAUACUCGAAUCUAUUACACGAAGAAAUAUCGACAAGUUCUUUCGUCAGGUCCCGCAUGUGCCCUGGCUGUUAUUGCAGGAGCUCCUCUCGAAAAUAUCAAGACCAGAAUGCAAUCACGUGAUUUUGUCAAUGCCUGGGAUUGCACCAAAUUCACCUAUCGUACUGAAGGCAUCCGUGGCUUCUGGGCUGGCACAUUUAACCCGCUGAUCUCAAUUACCAUGUCUCGUGCUCUCGGAUUCUCUAUCUACCGCAAGGCAAAAUACACCUUUGACAACUGGAUCGAAGCCGCCACCGGCCGCUCUCCCUUACAACAUGUCAACAAGCCAGGCACGUACCCGGACAUGUAUACCAUGACCUGCUUUACUGGAGCUGGCAUGGUCUCCGGUGCCGUCUGCGCUGUGACUCUGACUCCUGUCGAACUGAUCAAGAACGCCACGCAAACCUCCGUUCUCAUGGCCUCGGCUCAAGCUGACCACACCAACCCCACAUCCGCUACAGAAAGUCCGAAGAACUCCGGCCGCGUCAGUUCCUGGCAAUCCAUGAAACGCAUCGUCGCUCGACAAGGACCCCUCGGUCUCUGGACAGGUUUCCGUCUGCACAUGAUUCGCGACACAAUCGGCUCGGGCAUCUACUUUGGCAUCUAUGAAACCACAAAGCAAUCCCUCAACUCGUACUACGGCGCUGAAAAGGCGAACUCUGCAGGAGCCAUCGCCAUGGCGGGCGCUCUCUGCGGCAUCGGCGCCUGGGUCAUGACCUAUCCAUUGGACACGAUGAAGACCCGCGCGCAGAACAAUCUCGUCGGCAAUAGCUCGGCACCCAAAGCGACGCUAUCGUCUGCUCUCGAGUCCGCCGCCAAGACCGCGGCCUCGUCAGUGUCCAGCGGCAGCAAGUGGAAAGGCGUGGAAAUGAUCAUCAUCCGCAGCACGCUGCAGAACAUGAUCCAGAUGUCCUUCUUCGAGCAGGCCAAGGUGUGGAUUGACGGGCUGGAGUUCUCGGACGGGAGCCGCACCUUGCCUGAGGUGGAGCGCCAGUUCGGGAGAGACAGCAAGGUCAAGCACCACAGUGGUGUUGGCAGAAACGAUAAGUUGUAG